GAUCACUUAUCAGCGGUGCAACCAUGUCGAGGUCUUUUUACGUCGAUUCUUUAAUAAUCAAGGAUACGGUUCGACCUGGACCAAUUGAGCAUCCAGGGCAAGACUUCCUUAUUCCCAUCAGCAUGCAUUCUCCGAGUUUAAUGACGGUCACCGCUCCGAUGUGUCCAUCCAGGAAAACAGGGACUUUUUGUGUUUGCCCGCUGUGCGUUACGUCCCACAUCCACUCUUCCCGCAGCGGCAUUCCCAUGCUGAAGAGUCAGUUUCCAGGAGCGGAGGCACAGUACUGUCAGAGGAUAGCGCACCAGCAGUCUGCUGCACUCUCGCACCCGGGACACACACCUGUCUGCACGCCCACCUUCAGCGUCACAGAUCCCAGGAGAUACCACUGUCUUUCUAUUGGCGCCUCCGAGAACAGCCACAUACAGAAUGGCAAGAGGAUGCGCACGGCUUUCACAAGCACGCAACUCCUGGAACUUGAAAGGGAGUUUUCCACGAACAUGUAUCUUUCAAGACUCAGAAGAAUCGAAAUCGCAACGUAUUUGAACCUGUCAGAGAAACAGGUGAAAAUCUGGUUUCAGAACCGCAGGGUGAAGCACAAGAAGGAGGGGAAAGCCACCCAAAGGAGCGCACACAGCGGUUGCAAGUGCGCAACCGGUCACACAGACUAUUCAAGGUCAGAGGACGAGGAGUCUCUAUCUCCGGCCUCUGCUUCGGAAGAGAAAGAGGUGUCACCCAUCUGAGAGCAACUCUCCAAUUCCCACUGCUGGCACUUAUUCUGCUCUGCUGCAGUUAUGGGUGAUGGCAUCACGCAACCACUGGGCCAAACAAGUCCUGCAUGAAGUCUGAGAAGAAGUGUUGAAAAUGUUUAUCCUCCUUUAAAAUUAAAGGAAAACAUGUGAAUACAUGUUUUGACACUGUCGUGAAAUAUUGGGAGUCGUGCCCUACUGUAUGCCGUAAUAAUGAUGUGUUUAGAUCCAUUCAGGGUUCUCACCUAUACAUAGCCGGGUCUAGUUAACUAUCAAGUAAAUGUUUUCAACUAUUGGCUGAUAUCCCAUUACUGUCGGUGAGGUUGUGUGGUAAAUAGUGUGCACCUGUGUGGAACCUGUACGCAACUAAUUGUAAACUAUGUAUAUGUAUAUUUAUUGUAAUAAACAUGACGAG
Cottoperca gobio is the source of this 1161-nucleotide messenger RNA. RefSeq names its product GS homeobox 2 (gene gsx2). Bases 24 to 740 code for a protein of 238 amino acids. Gene Ontology annotation, molecular function: DNA-binding transcription factor activity, RNA polymerase II-specific; sequence-specific double-stranded DNA binding. The record is from RefSeq and is a predicted model, not a curated record. Gene Ontology annotation, biological process: regulation of DNA-templated transcription. Gene Ontology annotation, cellular component: nucleus. The transcript is spliced from 2 exons. NCBI's taxonomy places the organism in Eukaryota, Metazoa, Chordata, Actinopteri, Perciformes, Bovichtidae.